This is a messenger RNA of Corticium candelabrum, 2739 nucleotides long. RefSeq lists its product as uncharacterized. The coding region runs from base 34 to 2382 and encodes 782 amino acids. The transcript has 20 exons. Gene Ontology annotation, biological process: traversing start control point of mitotic cell cycle; regulation of protein ubiquitination; protein localization to kinetochore. The record is from RefSeq and is a predicted model, not a curated record. Gene Ontology annotation, cellular component: kinetochore. Lineage: Eukaryota; Metazoa; Porifera; Homoscleromorpha; Homosclerophorida; Plakinidae.
CACGCGUUCGCGCGUCUACCGGCAGUGGGCCACAUGAAGAAACUCGUUCUCGUUGGUUUCAGUCGCGCUUACUUGAAAAACGGUGGCCGCGUCUGCAGACUGACGAGAGAGAGCUCGAGUGACGCUUCUAGUUCUAGAUCUUCGCACAGGGAGAGAGAGGAAAAGUCUCUGAAGGAAUUGUUCGUCGAACCAGAACUUGAAAAUAGUCGGUUGUUUGAUUUCGAGUGUGAUGAAUUCGAAGACGUUGAUGUCGAUUCCAGCAGCGUUACGAGUUCUGUCACCCUGGCUAACCAUAUUCACCAACUACUGGAUGAUACUGUUACGGAUGGAAACACUUUUGCUGUUGAAGUCUUGUGGGUUUGGACGUCUCAACACAACAAAGACAAAAGUCUGAGGUUGCACAGCCUGCUGUAUGGUGCUCUUCGGAGAGCAGUUGAAUGGCACCAUGCUUCAGUGACUGUCGUACAUUCAGUUAAGGUAGACAGGUUUGCUUUAAAAGAAUGGUCACAAGCUGUUCCCUGUUCGACUGUCUGUCGCGACAAACUGAGUUGCUGGACCAAUGUCAGGAUGCUAAAAUUUGAGCAUCAACUUGUGUGGUGUGGAUAUCUACAUUUUGCUCCUCAAAAGCACGGUGGAGAAUCAGCUCCUUUGUUACACUGUGAGCUUUACCGUCAUUCUACGGAAACGGCAACUGAUUUGCUGACUGCUGUAACUUGUACAACCAGCUGGCUAGAAGUUGUCAGCAUUAUUCGUGAAACAGAAAUUCCGUUAGGAGUUUUGACUUCAUGUACUUCUUACAGUUUAGCAUGUUUGAAUAGUCUGCAUGUUGAUGGAUCUGCUCUAUCACAGCUGAAAAAGACUAUGAUCUCUUGCAACAUAUGUUUUUUGGUGCGUUUUUGUUACGUGGAGGCAGAUGGGCUAGCUAGUCCUCGCUUCCUUUCUCAGUGGAUGGAAUUUGUAGUUGGUGCUGAUGACUCUCAUUUUGCAUCUGCAUCUGAUUGUCACAUGGAUCUUUUGUCACCCCAGGGAUGUCUGCUAUUGGUGGUGGCAGAUGGUUCAGCUGCUGAACCUGUUUUAAGGGUUUACACCCUGUGUAGUGCAGCAGACUUACAUGUAGCAAUGUCACUUGUGGUUGGAGAUAGCUCAGAGGAAAUGGACUGUUCUGUAAUGGAACAAGUUGCAUCUGUUAUCAGUGAAAUUCCACAUUAUGAUAAUGUGAGAAUGUUGGAGGAACAAUCUCCAAGUAAACGCAGAAAAUGCGAUACGUUAUUGAAGUAUUCAAGUGAAUUGCUUCAUAUUGCCAACACAGAUCUCAAUGUAUGUCCACUUUUGCCAUUGGAGAAACUAGCAUUGCAGACGGAGGAAAGGAUUUUGAGGUCUCUAGUAGCAGCAACAAGUCCUAAUCCUUUACUUGAUACUCUCCUGGCUCCUAAUCCAGCAGAUUUGCACUUGAAUUUGGAAGAAAUGCUGCAACUUUUUGAUGGCGAUGGAAAGGCAUUAUCUUUGUCACUACCUGCAGUCAGUGCAGGGAAUUCUAGCCUGAGGCUGAAGCCUCACAGAAGUUACAGUUCAGCUGAUCAUUCUGAACUGAAGUCUCUGUCUUUUUAUGAUGCUGCACGACUGUCUGCUCAUGGUGUUAAUUAUUGUGUUGAUGAACAUGCUUCUCUUAGUAUUGAUCGAAGACUAGCUCGUAUUCAGCUGCGUUAUGUCAGCAGUGAAACAAAUUCAACUUGUGCUACAGCUUCCACACCUGCUAUUCAGAUAGGGAAACGACGAUCACAGAUAACUUAUCUUACGCCACCACAAACGAAACCCAAAAGAAUGAAAACAACAUCUGAACUCAUGCCCAGAAAAGGUCCUAGGAAACGUCUUGAACCUCAAACAAAGGUGCGAACUAGUCCAAGAAAGAUUUCGAGAAUGCCACCUGUUGAUAGACGAAAACGCGUGUCACGAACAAAUGAUACAAGAAGUGACAAAAGUAUCAAGUUGGAGGGUCAGUUGAAGUCACAUACUGUCAAAACACAGUCAAAGAUGAUGAAAAUGGAGCAAAGUGCUGCAAAAAGUCUACAGGGAGAAGCUGCCCUUGAUAAGGAAAUAACUACAUGCACAACUAAUGUUAGAAGGAGCUCUAAAAUGACAAGGUCUGAACGUCACAAGCAGUGUCUUCUAAAAGUUGUUCAUCAGACUCUAAAGCAUUUUGGACUACAGACCAAAGAUGUAAAUUUCCAACGUUGUGUUGAUCGCUUGUUUCACAUCUGCCAUGGAUAUUUGAAGGACUUGAAGAGUUCAAAAAACCUGAAAGAAGAAAUGGUUACUGUAGCAGAACAGAAUGCUCAACAGGUGGUGAAAUUUGAGAAGAGGUGGGCUGAAUCUAUUAACUAAGGACUUGAUGUGUCACAGUGUAGGCUUGCAUGCAUACAAGUACAGUUGAAGGCAAAGACCGAAUCUUUUCUAGUACCCAAUUGCUCCAGUUUGCAGUUUGUAAUGUGACUGGUGAAUUGCAGAUCAUUUUGUAUUGUAGGGUGUACAGUCAAGAAGAGUUUGUAUACAAAGUUGCUUAAAAGUAACGUCAAAUACACAUGUGUUGGCAAAGUUUAUAGACAAUAUCAGAAUUUGAACACAGAAUACGCUGGAAUGGUAGCAGUGUUUACUACUACACUACACUUAUUGGUUGCCUCUAGACAACCAUGUGUCAUGUGUUUUAGCAGAAGCUAAACUGUAUUGUUGUCUGCCGUCAGA